CGACCUCUUCUUCACAACCUUUACGAUUAUCCUCCCAAUCUCCCUCUCCUUCUCUCUCUGUCCAUUUUUCUCUCUCUAAAACCUCCAUUGUUUCAUUCCUCGCCCACCACCACCGUUUCUCUUUUGUAAAGCUAUGGCUCAGAAAAGGGAGAAAGAGGAGACGGAGCUCAAGGUUCCUGAAACCUUAUCCUUGUGUACGCCGUCGAUACCACCGGCUACGUCUAAGAUACCUGCUUCCGAUGAGCAUAGAUCAUCCCCGGAUAGAUCGGAUCCGAAGAGCGUUGUCGUCGUUGACUCUAGAUCGAGCACCGCUAUCUCGCCGAAAAGGCCGGAUCUGCAUCAGAAACCACGUUUGGCGGCGGUAGAGUCUCCGGAGGAGGAGUCCAACAGGUUUAAACGGCGAGAGGUGAAUCGGUGCUCAGGUUGCCGAAGAAAGGUCGGAUUGAUGGGAUUUAGGUGCCGAUGCGGUGAGAUGUUCUGUUCCGAUCAUCGGUACUCCGAUCGGCAUGACUGUAGCUACGAUUACAAAGCCGCUGGACGAGAGGCGAUCGCUCGUGAAAAUCCGGUGGUUAGAGCAGCGAAAAUCCUCAAAGUCUAAGACAUAAUAUAAACGAUUUCAGAAAAACGACAUCGCUCAAUCAAUCAACACGUUUGCAUCUCAGGCGGUUAUAAAAUAUGGCGCCAAGCUAGGAGAGAGAAAAGGGAGGAAAAGGUUGUUGCGGCCAUUAGAGGCUGCUUACGUCACGUGUUUUCUGCUUAGGUCUGGUUUAUUUUCCGGUUGUCUCCGUCGAAGUAUCGGAGGUUGGAGGUGUUUACCGGUGGGAUGAAGGGUAUGAUGUGAAAAUUUGAUAAAGGGUUGAGGGUAUUGUUGUCAAUUCGAUUUAUUAUGUUAGUGAAACUUUUCUCUUUCUUUUUUCUU
This is a messenger RNA of Cynara cardunculus var. scolymus (artichoke), 919 nucleotides long. Its product is annotated as zinc finger A20 and AN1 domain-containing stress-associated protein 5-like. The transcript has a single exon. The record is from RefSeq and is a predicted model, not a curated record. Bases 134 to 598 code for a protein of 154 amino acids. Gene Ontology annotation, molecular function: ubiquitin-protein transferase activity; zinc ion binding. Gene Ontology annotation, biological process: protein ubiquitination. NCBI's taxonomy places the organism in Eukaryota, Viridiplantae, Streptophyta, Magnoliopsida, Asterales, Asteraceae.